AUGGGCUGCUACCAGAGCUGCGCGAAGCACACGGGGCCCACAAAUGCCGAGCGCGCCCUGCUCGGGGUGAACGCCGCCUUCCUCGAAAACCUUAAGUUACGACUGCACAGGAAGUUUGGUCGGGCAUAUCUCGACCUCACCACCACGGAGAUCUGCACUCAAUACGUCAUGCCCCUCACCGAAGCCCGCGCCUGCGCCUGGGUCGAUCUCCUGCUCAAGGAUCCGGUAGAUAAGUUCAACCUCGCUCCGGCCACCGUCUUUGUUUCCCACGCCUGGAAGUACAGCUUUGCCACCACAGUCGAUACCAUCCUGCGCCACGAGUUCCGGGAAGCGCCCGGCGCUUACUAUUGGAUCGACCUCAUCCCCAACAACCAGCACAUCGCCACCAAUCUCCCCUACGAAUGGUGGUGCAACACGUUCCAGGAGAACAUCAAGCGCAUCGGCCGGGUGCUGCUAGUGAUGAGCCCCUGGCGCGACCCGAUUCCCAUGACGCGUGCGUGGUGUCUGUUUGAGAUGAUGAACGCCCUCCACGGCAAGGUGCAGCUCGACAUUCGGCUGCCCGAGGCCGAGGUUGAUGGUUUUGUGGAGGCCCUGGCCGACAACCACAACGAGGUCAUGGACAUGCUGGUGCGCGUGGAGGCACAAAAGGCCGAGGCGUUCAAGGCAAGCGACAGGGACAUGAUCUUCAAAACAGUGGAGGAGACGGUCGGCUUUCCCGAGCUCAACACCAAGAUCAAAGCGCAGCUGCGCGCCUGGUGCCUGGAGCAGGCGCUGGUGGCCGUCAGGAACCGUGAAUCUGAGGACGGCAAGAGCAUGAAGUUUGCCCAUUUUUGCAAUCAGGUUGGGCUCGUGCUGUCAGCCUUUGGCGAGUUGGACAAAGCCCUCGAAAUUUCAAUCAAGGCCCUGGAGAUUUGCUUGGCCACACGGGGCGAGGAGCACAUUCACACUGCCACCAUGUACAACAGAGUUGGCGUUAUCUACCGACAACAGCAUGAAUACGAGCAAGCAUUGGAGUACCACGACAAGGCGCUGAAGAUUACGUUGAAUUCGCAGGGCGAAGAGCACCUCAGCACGGCCUCCACCUACAACAACAUGGCCCUCGUCCACAACAACCUCAAGCAAUAUGAGUCGGCGCUCGAGUAUUACGACAAGGCCUUGAAGAUUAUGUUGGCAACGCUGGGCGAGGAGGACGAGAACACGGCCGGCGCCUACAACAACAUAGCCACCGUCCUCAAGAGCCAGAGGGAAUACGUGAAGGCGACUGCGUACUACAGCAAGGCGCUGAAGAUUUUGCUCCUGAAGAUGGGCGAGAAGCACCCGAGCACAGCUGCCGCCUACAACAACAUGGCCAUCAUGUACAAAAAGCAGGGCCAGUAUGAGCAAGCGCUUGAGCAUUACGACAAGGCCUCGAUCAUUUGGACGGCAGUGUUGGGCGAGGAGCAUCCCCGCACGGUGUCUGCCGUCUGCAACCAGGCCAUGGCCUACCAGAGCCAGGGCCAGCAGGAGCAAGCCCUCGAGCACUACCGCAAGGCCUUGAGGAUUCGAAAGCGGACGCUGGGCAUGGAACAUGCAGACACGCGGCGUGUUCAAAAGGCCAUCGACAAGCUCGAAGCUUCUUCCUAG
Monosiga brevicollis MX1 is the source of this 1623-nucleotide messenger RNA. RefSeq lists its product as uncharacterized. Gene Ontology annotation, cellular component: kinesin complex. Gene Ontology annotation, molecular function: protein binding. Bases 1 to 1623 code for a protein of 540 amino acids. The record is from RefSeq and is a predicted model, not a curated record. NCBI's taxonomy places the organism in Eukaryota, Choanoflagellata, Craspedida, Salpingoecidae. The transcript is spliced from 3 exons.